AUGAACAGAAGUUCUGUUAAUUACAGAGAUAAGAGAAAUUAUAAAAUUGCAUUAGAAAGUGUUUUAAUUGCAUUAUUGAAUAGACAUUUUGAAAUUGUAUUAAGAAAACCAAAGUCAAAAUCAACAACAACAUUAUCUUAUAUUGAAAUUGAAUCAAUCAAAAGAAAUAACGAUAGUUUACAAAUAAAUACAUUUGUUGAAGAAAGAAUAAAGACACUUAUUGAAGACCAAAUUAAAAAAGGAUAUAAAUACUCAACAAUUAUGUCAAAAUCAAGAAGAAUGAAAAUUGAAGAAACAAAUAGCUUAAAAUCUGAAAAUAAAAGUAACAUACAAGAAGAACCAGAAGAGUGUAGUAUUUGUUAUGGUGAAAUGGAUAACUGUUAUACCAUUCCUGGAUGUGGACAUAAAUUCUGUUUUGAAUGUGUUCAAGAUACAGUUAAACAAGCACUUCAAGAUAAUCAAGUAGAAGUUCAUUGUCCAGAAGCUGGAUGUACUUCAAAAAUACCAACUUCAGAGUUGUAUGCUAAGUUCUUUACACCAGAAAUGUGUAAUAGAUUUACAGAAAAUUCAAGACGUGUAUUUCUUAGUGCACAAAAAAAUUGUAAAUUCUGUCCUAAAUGUGAAGCAGGGUUGUUAAUGACAGAUAACAAAGUAAAGGCACAAUGUCCUAUUUGUAAAUCCUAUUUUUGUACUAAUUGUUUAUGUGAAUAUCAUGAUGGUUAUACUUGUGAACAAUAUCAAAAAUGGAAAGCUGAAAAUGAUAACGCAGAUGAAAUGUUCCGAGAAUUUAUUAAAACACAUGGAGAAUGUCCAGAAUGUCAUAUGGUAUGUGAACGUAUAAGUGGAUGUAACUAUAUUAAAUGUAUUUGUGGUUGUGGAUAUUGUUAUAAAUGUCACAAAAAGGUUAAACAUUUUUCUCCACACAUUUUACAGGCUAAUUGCUCUCUUUCAGGUGAAGGUCAUGACUAG
Messenger RNA from Entamoeba histolytica HM-1:IMSS, 969 nucleotides. Its product is annotated as zinc finger protein, putative. Lineage: Eukaryota; Evosea; Mastigamoebida; Endamoebidae. Gene Ontology annotation, biological process: positive regulation of proteasomal ubiquitin-dependent protein catabolic process; protein polyubiquitination; ubiquitin-dependent protein catabolic process. Gene Ontology annotation, molecular function: ubiquitin protein ligase activity; ubiquitin conjugating enzyme binding; zinc ion binding. The transcript is spliced from 2 exons. The record is from RefSeq and is a predicted model, not a curated record. The coding region runs from base 1 to 969 and encodes 322 amino acids. Gene Ontology annotation, cellular component: cytoplasm; ubiquitin ligase complex.